UAUAGCCAAAGCUGCAACCUCAAAGGAUAAGCGAGAGAGGGAGAGGGAGAGGGAGAGGGGGGGAGAGAGAGAGAGAGAGAGAGAAUGGGACAGGAAGGCACAGUAACAGUAGAAGCGAGAGAGCAAGAGGGGGAGGAGGAGGUUGACUCAGUUGAGACAUGGAACCAGAGGAAGCAGGCCCAGAUACUGCAACUCUCCGAGAAGCUCAACCAUGGGGAUCUCGAGUCCCAGAUAGAAGCAGCCAGAGAUAUCAGAAAGCUGGUCAGAAAAUCUUCUUCUUCAUCAUCAUCAUCAUCGUCGUCGUCGUCGUCGUCGUCUUCGAUGAAGACUCGCUCAAGAUUGGCAGCAGCGGGUGUGAUUCAGCCCCUUGUUUUCAUGCUCGUCUCUCCCAGUCUGGAUGCUCGGGAAGCCUCUCUCCUCGCCCUCCUCAACAUCGCUGUACGGAACGAACGAAACAAGGUCAAGAUAGCCACAGCUGGUGCCAUCCCUCCUCUAGUGGAGCUCCUCAAGUUUCGAAACAGCAGCAUUAGGGAAUUAGCCACUGCUGCAAUCUUAACACUCUCAGCUGCUGCACCAAACAAGCCCACUAUUGUAGCUUCUGGAGCUGCACCUCUCCUGGUUCAAAUCCUCUGUUCUGGAAGCGUUCAAGGAAAAGUUGAUGCUGUUACAGCCCUACACAAUCUCUCCACCUGCACGGAGGAGGACUACUCUGCGAUUCUUGAUCCAAGAGCAGUUCCACCUCUCAUAAACCUCCUUAAAGAGUGCAAGAAGUAUUCCAAAUUUGCUGAAAAAACUACAGCCCUACUUGAAAUCCUUUCCAAGUCUGAAGAAGGACGAAUUGCAAUCUCAAAUUCUGAUGGUGGGAUUUUGACACUUGUAGAGACGGUUGAAGAUGGAUCUCUUGUCAGCACAGAACAUGCAGUUGGAGCUUUACUCUCUUUGUGCCAAAGCUGCCGAGAUAAAUACCGGGAACUCAUUCUUAAUGAAGGGGCAAUCCCAGGCCUUCUGCGACUGACUGUAGAGGGCACAGCUGAAGCUCGGGAGAGAGCCCAUACACUUUUGGAUUUGCUUAGAGAUUCUCCCCAGGAAAAGAGAUUAGCUUCCUCAGUUUUGGAGAGAAUUGUUUAUGACAUUGCUGCACGGGUUGAUGGAGCAGAUAAAGCUGCUGAAACUUGCAAGAGGUUACUGCAAGACAUGGUUCAAAGAAGUAUGGAGCAUAGCUUGAGCUGCAUCCAGCAUAGGGCUGCAUCUUGUACAUCGUCGGAUAUUCCAUCUGCAUAAUAAAACCUUUUCUUUUUUUGGGUUCAAGAAGGUAGUUUAGUAGAAAGUGGGCUAAGAGUUUUAAUCUGAAUCUGUUUUGUUUGGCCUGUUAAAGCUCUUGUACCCAGCAAGAUCAUUAUUGAAACAAGUGGAAUAGCUAGAGUCAAAAUGAAACAGAUUUUACUGGAGUUGGUUUUCUCAGGGGUGACAUCAUGGGUAUGUUGUAUAUCUGGACUUUGAUCAUGUAUAUAUAUAUAGAAAUCACUCUGUGCCAUUUUACA
Molecule: messenger RNA, 1541 nt
Organism: Corylus avellana
Lineage: Eukaryota; Viridiplantae; Streptophyta; Magnoliopsida; Fagales; Betulaceae
Product: ARM repeat superfamily protein
Molecular function (GO): protein binding
Source: RefSeq, a predicted model, not a curated record